AUGGCGGGCACAGGAGGUCGGCGCAAGACGGCCACAGCCGCGCCAGACCUCCUGGCCAUCGCCUUGAUGACGCCGGUUGUCGGCGGGUGCUGGUAUCUAGGCUGCGACUCCGCCCCCGACUUCUCGAGCUACCCCCUGGAGUGGGCAUCGAGGCCCAACAAGGAGCACUUGAAGGCCUGGGACACCCCGCGCAGGCAGCUCCACGAGAUCGGCGAAGGCAGGAGGUUCAGCCAGACGUGCAUGGAGGAGGCUUGGACCACCGCGUUCGAGGAUCGGGUGAAGGAGCACAUCGCCAAGAAGAUGAUGGAGAAGGACCCCGCCAGUGUCGGCCAGAAGAGAGGCCCGAAGGUGAAGAUGGAUGGACAUCGGUACUUACAAUCGCGGGCUGCUCGGAAGAUCUUCACCCACUGGCAGAAGCUGAACGGCUACCUCCAGUCGCCGCUGCGCUCGAAGGCAGACGAGGAGACCCAGGACGGCGAGCCCGACUCCAAGACCAUCGACGACGACGACGAGGACAUCUGCGAGAACCAGAAGGCUGAGAUCUACAAGGCCAUGCUCGAGGACGACAGCGACCUCGAGGGGCGUCUCGCUGAACAUCUGCCUGUCGAUCUACUUCGGCGGCGUCUUUGAGAGGG
Prorocentrum cordatum is the source of this 635-nucleotide messenger RNA. Lineage: Eukaryota; Dinophyceae; Prorocentrales; Prorocentraceae. The record is from the annotation of a GenBank genome assembly.